AUGUACCUUUCUCCUAUCUUUAUCAUUAGCUUCUUGCUGGCCAGUGCCGAAUUUGUCCUCGGCGGCAGCAGAUUCUUUGAAGCAAAAGCCCCAAACAAGCGGACGAAUCCUAGCCCAAACUAUGUGACCACGGAAACGCUCAACGCGACAUCGCAACUUGCCAGACGCGGUAUAUCGAUCAAAAACCUCCCGGGAGACGACGGAGCGCCACGCCUAUGGCCGAACAGGAAGAUCAGAUAUUGUUAUGACGAUAAAGAUCCUGACGCCGUAGUACGAGGACUCUGUCACCAAGCUAUCGAAGCAUGGGCUGUCCUCAGAGAUCAGCACGGUUUCUCUUAUGAGGAAGUUACAGACGCUGAAUGCGAAUCGCAGCGGAAGACCGUCCUGCGUAUCUACUACAAUUCCGAAGGCAGGCUCGCAUCGACGCUAGGCAUACCCCCAAUCAAUGAAGCAGCCAACAGAAAAGACCCUGAGAAUGCCAUCGAAGGGCCUCUUUCUCAUCUUUCCGAUAUGGAAGGUAUCGGCCAAGACGAUAUUACCGCCAACGUUGCUCAUGAGCUCGGUCACGUAUGGGGUCUUUACCAUGAGCAUCAAAAUCCUCACUACUGGAAAGUAACCUCUGGAGACGUUGGCUGGAGUUUCCCCACGAAAACUGAUGCCGAUGUCCGCUUCCAGACUAACAAGUUCAAUUGCCAGAACCUCAAAGACUAUGACGUAGCUCGUGCAAGGGUGCAGGAAAAAAUUGAUAAAAUGGUGGAGGAGAUUGCUAAGUUACAAGACCAGGAAAAGAUAAAGCAGAAGACAAAGGAGAAGGGCGACCUAGAGACCGAGCUUUCACGCCUUUGCGUCUCUCAGGUCGUUGCCGCCAAACACAGAUUCAGUGCUGCCGAGUGGAUCCCUCUGGCAAACACUGUCAACGUGGAAAUGGAUGACCAAUUCGACCCGGAUUCGCUCAUGAUGUACCCAUCCGGUGCAGGUGGCAAAGGUCUUUCCGACGACCGUCUUGUUGUCAUGAGCUACCAAGAUGGAAGCCCCAUUCCGAAUCGCCUGGCUCCCUCUGCAAUGGACUAUUCCCGGCUGAUCGCGCUUUAUGGCACGACGGCUGCCACGACGCCGGGUACGGUGCAUACCUCAAAGUCGAGUAAAUUGAGAAACCUCUUCAAAAGCAGCAGGAAUAAGAACAAACGUGCCGGUGACACUGCAGCUGGACUAUGCUGA
Messenger RNA from Didymosphaeria variabile, 1218 nucleotides. RefSeq lists its product as uncharacterized. The record is from RefSeq and is a predicted model, not a curated record. Gene Ontology annotation, molecular function: metallopeptidase activity. Bases 1 to 1218 code for a protein of 405 amino acids. Lineage: Eukaryota; Fungi; Ascomycota; Dothideomycetes; Pleosporales; Didymosphaeriaceae. The transcript has a single exon.